Molecule: messenger RNA, 756 nt
Organism: Mesoplodon densirostris (Blainville's beaked whale)
Lineage: Eukaryota; Metazoa; Chordata; Mammalia; Artiodactyla; Ziphiidae
Gene: IZUMO1R
Product: IZUMO1 receptor, JUNO
Exons: 4
Coding region: 1-756 (251 amino acids)
Biological process (GO): cell adhesion; fusion of sperm to egg plasma membrane involved in single fertilization; sperm-egg recognition
Cellular component (GO): external side of plasma membrane
Molecular function (GO): signaling receptor activity
Source: RefSeq, a predicted model, not a curated record
AUGGGGUGUUGGUGGCAGCUCCUGCUGGGGCUGUGGGCAGUCCCACCCACGUGGGCUGGGCGCGAGCUGCUCAACGUCUGCAUGAACGCCAAGCCCCACAAGCCAGAGCCCAGCCCAGAGGCCAAGCUCUACGAGGAGUGCAUCCCCUGGAAGGACAGUGCCUGCUGCACGGCCAACACGAGCUGGCAAGCCCACCUGGAUGUGUCCCUGCUCUACAACUUCAGCUUGGUUCACUGUGGAUUAAUGAUGCCAGACUGUGAGAAGCACUUCCUGCAGGCCAUCUGCUUCUACGAGUGCUCCCCCAACCUGGGGCCUUGGAUCCAGCGGGUGGGAAGAAGUGGGCGGGGGUGGCUGGACCCGCGUGGGCAGGCGGAGCGGAUUCUGGACGCGCCCCUGUGCCGGGAGGACUGUGAACAGUGGUGGGCUGACUGCCGCACAUCCUACACCUGCAAAUCCAACUGGCACGGCGGCUGGACCUGGAGUCGGGGGAAGCCCCGCUGCCCUGCCAGGGCCCUCUGCCACCCUUUCCUGCAUUACUUCCCCACCCCGGCUGACCUAUGUGAGAAGAUCUGGAGCAACUCCUUCAAGGCAAGCCCGGAGCAUAGGACCAGCGGGCGGUGUCUGCAGAAGUGGUUCAAGCCUGCCGGGGGCAACCCCAAUGUGGCCGUGGCCCGCCUCUUCGCCAGCCCUGCCCCGUCCUGGGGGCUCUCUGACACGCUCCUGGCUUUCUCUCUGUUCCUGCUGCUUCUUUCCUGA